This is a messenger RNA of Exophiala viscosa, 1566 nucleotides long. Its product is annotated as Argonaute siRNA chaperone complex subunit Arb1-domain-containing protein. The record is from RefSeq and is a predicted model, not a curated record. The transcript has 3 exons. Gene Ontology annotation, biological process: regulatory ncRNA-mediated gene silencing. Gene Ontology annotation, cellular component: ARC complex. NCBI's taxonomy places the organism in Eukaryota, Fungi, Ascomycota, Eurotiomycetes, Chaetothyriales, Herpotrichiellaceae. The coding region runs from base 1 to 1566 and encodes 521 amino acids.
AUGAUUGCAGUCGAUCUUAACCACCAGCAUGGCGAGGAGGACAAGCAAACCCCUCCCAUAGACGGUCAGUUUACCAGCCCCAGUGCCAACGGCAACGCUCGAGAAGGAUCAGUACCAGGAGACGAACCAGCCGAUCAUCCCGACGACGAAGACUAUGGAGAAGAGGUCGACCUACCUCCUCCUGAAGCGCGCAAGAAGAAAAAGAGAAAGAAGGCCAAGCCAAAGAGCCAGCGAGGUCUUGGCAAACCCACCGGAUUUGAAGACUUCUUCGCAGAUGCGCCAAUGACACCAGCUCAACACGCUGAAGAGCAGGAACUUUAUGACCCUGCUCUCCACUUUGUCGACCGCGUCCUCACUGCCAUUGCCCGCUUCGAGAGAACUCGCAAGCUUGUCUCCGAACGCCGCGAAAUCCUGUUCAAAUACCUGGCCUACGGUAGUAUCGAGACAGGUCCAAAUCAGUUUCAAGGCGGUCAGGAUACCGAAGGCAUGGACAAGACGCAGAUCGCCCAAACUCUCACACAGGCGCGCAUUCGCGACGACAAGCGUGAUCUUGGCACAGAAACAAGUCUCUACGAGGUUGAUUUCCAGGGUGUGAUGAAGGGCUUCCUGAGCCGCAGAGCUCAAGACAUAUACGGUUUCGAGACGAGGGAGCAAGUAUCAUUGGUGACGACCACCCUCGAACGUUUCAUGGACUACCUCCUCCAGCACGACGUCUGCCCAGAAUACCGGACCGACGUGCUGGCCACACGUAAUCUAUGUCGAGACGCGCAAAUCGAACUAUGGGAUGUGGCGGAAGCGACCCGUCGCCUUCCAGGUGAUUUCAACAUCGCGUGCUCAACCUUAUUCGGAGGGAGCUAUGCCCAAGGCUACGAUGGCGAAGCAUCUUGGAGACCUGAGAGCGAGGCGCAAGCCUUUGUAGGCAUGAAGCCAGAAGAGGCGCGUCAAGUCAUCCACUUUGGUGUCGCAGGCGCAGCAAGCGAGGACGUCUACCAGACAUAUCUGCACGCCGUCCACGGUGACGGUGCGUUGGAAGUGCUCUCGGUAUGGGAACACGUUGGUUUCGAGAUCACCAGAAUCGUACCGCCCACCGAGGAAUGCAAGCAGCUGUACACAACAUCUUCCCAGCACUUCCGACCAGUCGGCUGCGUCUACGCCAAACCAUGGAACAAUCCCGAUGCACCACCCGAAGACCUCACCGAGGAUGAAAAGCAGGCUGUGAGUUUGCCAUCCACGCCCGAUGAGACGGAGUACGUUUUCUUCAUCGAGUCGAUUUUGCAGUCCUACCUGCGCAUCGGCAUGAAGGUAGAAGCCACCAUCCGUGUGCUGAAUUGUGGCAUCAUGUUCUUCGACGAGGUGCUUAAUGUGUUCCCGACGUUCGAUGAAUAUGUUGUCAAUGACAUGAUGCUAGGAUGGAAAGAGCCAAGACCUUUGAAAGGUGCACUCGACUACGUGGAGAGCGAAGAUGAUGACGAAGGCGACGAGGUUCACAGUGAUCAAGCAGAAGAUGAAGGACCUGCCGAAGAAGUGACCCCCAAGCAGAACGGCCACGGAGAUGAGUUAUCGUGA